CUCUGUAUGGUAGAAAAAAGCAAAAAAACAUAAAACAAUAGUAGAAAAAGAAUAAAUAAGGAAAAGAAAAAAAGCUUUUUCUCUCUCUUUUCCACUUAUCUCUCAUCUUCAAAAGAAGAAAGAUAAAUAUCUCUUCAUUAGGUUGCUCCUCUUUGCCUCACCAUUUCUGCACAACAUCCACUAUCACCAUCAUUUGCACCAUCUACCUCACUAGUACAAGGAGCUAUGGAUUUGAUCUCUCAAAACCCUAACACAACUCUCACGACACAACAUGCUUCUUCUCCACCUUCCCCUAGCCGAUACGAGAACCAAAAACGCCGCGAUUGGAACACUUUCUGUCAAUACCUAAGAAACCAUCGUCCACCGCUCUCUCCACCGUCUUGCAGCGGCGCACAUGUUCUCGAGUUUUUGCGUUACCUUGACCAGUUCGGGAAAACCAAAGUCCACCACCAAAACUGCGCCUUCUUUGGGCUCCCAAACCCCCCGGCUCCAUGUCCUUGUCCUCUCCGACAAGCGUGGGGCUCACUUGACGCUCUUAUCGGUCGUCUCCGUGCCGCCUACGAGGAGAACGGUGGAGACCCUGAGACUAGCCCUUUUGGCUCACGUUCAGUCAGGGUUUUCCUCCGGGAGGUUAGAGAUUUUCAGGCUAAAUCACGUGGCGUUAGCUACGAGAAGAAGAGGAAAAGGGUCAACAACAAACAAAUAACUCAAUCGCCUUCGCAGCCGCCUCUACCGCCGCAGCCCCAACAAAACCAGCAAGGUCAAUCUAUGAUGGCUAAUUACCAUCACGGUGCAACUUGAGGAUACCGUACAGCUUUGGUAGAUGUACGUAUGCUCGUAUCUAUCUAUUUAUAUCUACCAACCUUUGUAUUUGCGUAAUGAUAUAUCCCAACUUUACUCCAUCCACCGUCUUCCACUGUUUCUUGGACUAGUGUUUAGUCCUUUUUCUAAUAAAUGGAACCAAAUUGGAUUGUAUUGUAUUUCGUCUUGUUUUUUUUUUUGAAACACUUUUUUGAAACAAUUUGUAUUUGGUCUUGUAUCGUUUAAACUUAGCUUAUGAGUAUUUUCAUUAAAGACA
Messenger RNA from Raphanus sativus (radish), 1078 nucleotides. RefSeq names its product protein LIGHT-DEPENDENT SHORT HYPOCOTYLS 2. The coding region runs from base 226 to 801 and encodes 191 amino acids. The record is from RefSeq and is a predicted model, not a curated record. Lineage: Eukaryota; Viridiplantae; Streptophyta; Magnoliopsida; Brassicales; Brassicaceae. Gene Ontology annotation, biological process: mRNA transcription; response to light stimulus. The transcript has 2 exons. Gene Ontology annotation, cellular component: nucleus.